Molecule: messenger RNA, 1472 nt
Organism: Triplophysa dalaica
Lineage: Eukaryota; Metazoa; Chordata; Actinopteri; Cypriniformes; Nemacheilidae
Product: C-type lectin domain family 10 member A-like
Exons: 5
Coding region: 98-1009 (303 amino acids)
Biological process (GO): biological process involved in interspecies interaction between organisms
Cellular component (GO): external side of plasma membrane
Molecular function (GO): fucose binding; D-mannose binding
Source: RefSeq, a predicted model, not a curated record
UGAAUAAAUACUUCAAUUCCUGGCACAAAUACAUGAGUCCAGCACAGGAUAGUUAACAGCUAACUCUUAACUUGAGUUAUCUCACCUGCACUAUCAAAUGUCUGGUAGUGUGAAUGAUAGUAGAGAUAAAAGUUCAAUAAUGGACGGAGAAGAAAAAGAAGAAAGGAUUGUUGAUAUCUACAUCACUGCCGAGGCUGUAAGAGAUAUUAAACACAAGAAACAAACUGAGGAAUCUGAAACAACAACAAAAACAACAACCCAACAACCAGAACACAAAGGAAGUGAGUGUGCGAGGAACAGAUGUCACAGAUCAGUUCUUGUGUGUUUGGUGCUACUGUGUGUUCUUCUACUGACUGCAGUCAUAGUGUUGUGUGUCCUGAUCUACACAAACAAUCACCAGUUUCACAUCAACAACAAAAAGAUCACACAAGAGAGAGACCAACUACUAACCAAAUAUACCAACAUCACAGAAGAGAGAGACCAACUACUAACCAAAUAUACCAACAUCACAGAAGACAGAGACCAACUACUAACCAAAUAUACCAACAUCACAGAAGAGAGAGAUGAAUUAAAAGUCAAAUGCUAUAACGCCACUGAACUGUAUAAACAGAUAAAUUGGAAGACAAAUCUAAUCUGGACACACUUUAGUGAUGGAUGGAUUGAACAAGAAGUCCGUUUGUACUUAAUUUCAUCUGAACUGAAGAACUGGACUGAGAGCAGAAGUUACUGUAGAGACAGAGGAGCAGAUCUGAUCAUCAUUAACAACAAAGAGGAACAAGAUUUUGUUAAUAAUAUAACUUCUGGAGCACAACACUGGAUUGGUUUGUCUGACAGUGAUGUGGAGGGCACAUGGAAAUGGGUUGAUGGCAGCACACUGACCUCUGGAUUCUGGGAGGUUGGACAACCUGGUUAUCAUAGACUGGAGAACUGCGCUUUGUCUCAACCAGAGUGGCAUGAUUAUCCAUGUACUUCUUUUUUUAAAUCGAUUUGUGAGAAAAAGAUUUUUUAAAGAGUUGUUAGUGAGACACAUGUUUAUUGAGUAAAUUGUAAACACCAGGAUUUUCUAAUUGUUUUAGACAGUCUAUAUGAGCAGUUUACAAUGUGCUUAGUGAAUUAAGUCAAAUAUAAAGAAUAAUUUUUAGAGUUUAAUAUCUGUCAUAUUUCCAUAUUGUGCUUUUCAGUAAACUAAUUUGAUUGUUUUUAUUUGUGAGUGUGUUUAAUAUUGGGCAUUUUUGUAAGUAAAAUACUGAUUGUAGAUUAUUAUGUAUUACUGUAUUACAUUUUCCCUUUAAAGCUGCUUUAAAAUAAUGCAACAUCAUAAAAUGCACUAUAUAAAUAUACUUGAACUGAACCUUAAAUUUAAUCCUGUAAAAAGAAGAAACUACUGGCACAAAUGAAAAAGCAGCUGUUAAUCUGUGCUGUAAAUCUGUUUGUUGCAAAUACAAAACCACACAAUAAAAAAUAUUAUUUCC